GACACAUAAACAUAUCUGGUUUUCUUUAUAGUGAGUUGAUCCACGUAAUGUGAAAUGUUCUAUACCUUGCUUGGUUACUAAAGCUCAGAACUCUAUCCUAAAUAUCCUACUUCACAGCUGUUCAACAUCUCAUUUCCAAAAAUGGAUUUUUAGCACCACUGUGUGCAAAUGGCCAGCCCUCACUGUCCCCACCAGUGAGCACUUGGAUUGGGUUUAGCCUGCUUUCUAAUGGGCAUGGCUUGUGCACCAGUAAUACCCAGAAUUUGGUACCAGAAACAUUGGGUAAGACUUGAAGUUAAUUUUGGCAAGAGAAAAUGGAAUAUUGUCCUUAAGCAUGGUUUUAAACUGUUUUAAUUUUCCUUCAGUAUUGCGAGACGACUUCCGGCAGAACCCCACAGAUGUGGUAGUCGCAGCAGGAGAGCCUGCAAUCUUGGAGUGCCAGCCACCACGGGGACACCCAGAACCAACCAUCUACUGGAAAAAGGACAAAGUCCGAAUUGAUGACAAGGAAGAGAGAAUAAGUAUCCGUGGUGGGAAGCUGAUGAUCUCCAAUACUAGGAAAAGCGAUGCUGGCAUGUAUACCUGUGUGGGAACCAACAUGGUGGGAGAAAGGGACAGCGACCCUGCAGAGCUCACUGUCUUUGAACGACCCACGUUUCUCAGGAGGCCAAUCAACCAGGUGGUGCUGGAGGACGAGCCUGCAGAAUUCCGUUGUCAGGUCCAAGGAGAUCCCCAGCCAACGGUGAGGUGGAAAAAGGAUGACGCAGACUUGCCAAGAGGACGGUAA
Rattus rattus (black rat) is the source of this 787-nucleotide messenger RNA. Its product is annotated as roundabout homolog 2-like. The record is from RefSeq and is a predicted model, not a curated record. Lineage: Eukaryota; Metazoa; Chordata; Mammalia; Rodentia; Muridae. The transcript has 3 exons. The coding region runs from base 335 to 787 and encodes 150 amino acids. Gene Ontology annotation, cellular component: neuron projection.